Ananas comosus (pineapple) is the source of this 1901-nucleotide messenger RNA. RefSeq names its product pyruvate kinase, cytosolic isozyme. The record is from RefSeq and is a predicted model, not a curated record. Gene Ontology annotation, cellular component: cytoplasm. Lineage: Eukaryota; Viridiplantae; Streptophyta; Magnoliopsida; Poales; Bromeliaceae. Gene Ontology annotation, molecular function: pyruvate kinase activity; magnesium ion binding; potassium ion binding. The transcript has 3 exons. The coding region runs from base 120 to 1634 and encodes 504 amino acids. Gene Ontology annotation, biological process: glycolytic process.
UUCGUCGAUCGAUCGACCAAAAACAUAGCUUUCUCUCUCCUCUCUUUUCUCUCUCUCUCUCUCUCUCUCUAGGGUUUUGUUGCUAGGGUUACGGUUAGGGUUUCGGGGAGGGAUCGGCAAUGGCGACGGAGGGGGCGACGGAGGGGGCGUGGAGGAGGCCGAAGACGAAGAUCGUGUGCACGCUGGGCCCGGCGUCGAGGUCGGUGGAGAUGGCCGAGAAGCUCCUGAGGGCCGGGAUGAACGUCGCGCGCUUCAACUUCUCCCACGGAUCCCACGCCUACCACCAGGAAACCCUAGACAACCUCCGCGCCGCCAUGGACAACACCGGGAUCCUCUGCGCCGUCAUGUUGGACACCAAGGGUCCAGAGAUCCGAACUGGCUUUUUGAAAGAUGGCAAACCUAUCCAGUUAAAACAAGGCCAAGAAAUCACUAUCUCCACGGAUUACACCAUUAAGGGUGACGAGAACAUGAUAUCAAUGAGCUAUAAAAAGUUAGCAGAUGAUCUAAAGCCAGGCAGUGUCAUUCUCUGUGCCGAUGGGACCAUAUCACUGACCGUCCUUUCUUGUGAUAAGGAACAAGGCUUGGUCCGAUGCCGAUGCGAAAACUCUGCUUUACUUGGUGAGAGGAAGAAUGUGAAUCUUCCUGGUGUUAUUGUUGAUCUCCCUACACUAACAGAGAAGGACAAGGAGGACAUUUUACAAUGGGGUGUUCCGAAUAAGAUUGAUAUGAUUGCUUUGUCCUUUGUACGCAAAGGUUCUGAUCUGGUGGAAGUUAGGAAGGUGCUCGGAGAACAUGCCAAGUCAAUCAUGUUGAUGUCCAAGGUUGAGAAUCAAGAGGGAGUAGCUAACUUUGAUGACAUACUGGCAAACUCCGACGCCUUCAUGGUGGCACGAGGAGAUUUAGGCAUGGAAAUCCCGAUCGAAAAGAUCUUCUACGCCCAAAAAGUGAUGAUAUUCAAAUGCAACAUCCAAGGAAAGCCGGUGGUGACAGCAACGCAAAUGUUGGAAUCCAUGAUCAAGUCACCCCGCCCAACCCGUGCUGAGGCAACUGACGUAGCUAACGCUGUAUUGGACGGCACCGAUUGCGUGAUGCUGAGCGGAGAAACUGCUGCUGGUGCCUACCCAGAAUUGGCAGUCCAAACGAUGGCCAAGAUAUGCUUACAAGCAGAAUCCUACGUGGAUUAUGGGUCGGUUUUUAAACAUAUCAUGGCAUCUGCGCCCGUACCCAUGAGCCCACUAGAGAGCCUUGCCUCGUCAGCUGUUCGAACUGCCAACUCAGCAAAAGCUUCGCUUAUACUAGUUUUGACUAGGGGAGGGACUACUGCUAAAUUAGUGGCUAAAUAUAGGCCUGCCAUGCCGAUAUUGUCGGUGGUGGUACCUGAAUUAAAGACGGACUUUUUUGACUGGACUUGUAGCGAUGAGGCACCAGCGAGGCAUAGCCUUAUUGUGAGAGGGGUAAUACCGACAUUGAGUGCCGCGACCGCAAAGGCUUCUGAUACAGAGGCCACGGAAGAAGCACUUGACUUCGCGAUUCAGCAUGCGAAGGGUCUGGGGCUCUGUAAACCUGGAGACUCGAUCGUGGCCCUUCAUAGGAUUGGGAUUGCUUCUGUGAUCAAGAUCCUGACGGCCAAGUGACGAAGUGAUUUACCCAAGGAGUUUCUUAUGGGGACAAUUUUGGGAGGUUCAUCUCUAUAUGUUUUAUUUUAAUUAUUUCUGUAGUAGAUUUCCUAUUUUUGCUUGUGAAAUGGCAUUUCACACACUAUUUUUGUUUUGAAGAUAGGAAAUCUGUAUUCCUCGAAUCUUCUCAUUUUGGUGGUGUUUUCAACAAUAAGUACUUUCAGUUUGUUAUGCUUAUGCUUUUAAUCUUUAUGGAAAUCUAUAGUUGGUUAUCUUCUUGUCUUC